Messenger RNA from Priceomyces carsonii, 969 nucleotides. It is a transcript of the gene MSS11, whose product is annotated as Mss11p. Bases 1 to 969 code for a protein of 322 amino acids. The transcript has a single exon. Gene Ontology annotation, molecular function: protein binding. NCBI's taxonomy places the organism in Eukaryota, Fungi, Ascomycota, Pichiomycetes, Serinales, Debaryomycetaceae. The record is from RefSeq and is a predicted model, not a curated record.
AUGUCUAGCAAUGACCAGGGUAGUCCAUAUAGUGGCAGUUCAUAUAACUUGCUAUUAUAUCAAUUGUAUAGGUACCUUAAGUCCAAUGGUCUUCACGAAUCUGCGAAUACAUUUUUGAAUGAGUCUUCAAACAAUGGUAAUAUUGAUUCUCUAAUUCUAAAGAUGGAGAGUGAAAACUUUGAAAAUGAGAUGUUUAAUAGCGAUAACUUCUUGCUUGAAUGGUGGACCACUUUAUGGGCUGCACUUUCAAGCAUUAACCCAAACUUGAACCAAGUUCUCAAUACUCCUGGUAGUGGGAAUAAUGCUAGGGUAGAUAUGCCUCCUCCAACAAAUGUAUCAAGGAAUUUUGCUAACUUACAAAAGCCUCCAUUGCAGCAACCUCCGCAGCAAUUCCCACAACAAUUUCAACAAAAGCAACAGCAACUUCAACAACGCCAGCAGCUACAGCAACAAUCCAUUCAGCAGCAACAGGCUCAGCUUCUGCAGCAGCAACAGCAGCAGCUAAGAUUACAACAAAUGGCAUUCGAACAGCAACAAAACUCAUUUCAAGGACAACAACAACAAUACCAUGGGGCGCAACGUGUUCAACUACUGCCUCAACAAUCGCAACAAAGUAUAUAUUCGCAACACGAAUCGGGAACUCCACAAUCAAGUGUCUCAGAGUUUUUUGUAAAUGAUUCCAACUAUAAUAUGGACGUCCUGAGUGAACAUCAAUUUAAUCUCCAAAGAAAGGCAUCCUUAGUAAAAAACAACCUGCAGCUACAGACACAACAGCAGAUGGUCAUACAACAACAGCAACAACUACAGCAACAACAGCAACAGCAACAGCAACAGCAGCAUCUGUUUCAAAAUAUUCAACUACAGCCGACUAAUCAACAACAGCAACAAAUGCAAUCUCAACUACAUUCACAAGCACAAGCAAGGCUGGGGCGACAGUCACAACAAGUUCAAAAACUGCAUCAUCUGUAA